Penicilliopsis zonata CBS 506.65 is the source of this 402-nucleotide messenger RNA. RefSeq lists its product as hypothetical. Bases 1 to 402 code for a protein of 133 amino acids. Lineage: Eukaryota; Fungi; Ascomycota; Eurotiomycetes; Eurotiales; Aspergillaceae. The record is from RefSeq and is a predicted model, not a curated record. The transcript has a single exon.
AUGCGUUUAACUUCUCCAUUACGUCUUGCAAUAUACAAUGGCGUUGAGUACAAACACUGGAGUCUCUUUAUCGACGGACGAGCCAAGUCCCAAAAGAUCAUCCUCCAUAUGAUUUACUGCUCUGGAUGGAAGUUUGAAGAGCGAAAUCUUGAUGCUUCCAAAUCAGGGAAACUUAACAAAAUGAUGGACCUUUGCGACGUUUACAAUUCUCAGGUGAACGAGAUAGUUGACAUUGCACAAGAUAUAAUAAUACCUGACACACUCGGACAUUACAACUGUCAAGACUACAUUCUCGACCUUCUAGACGCCUUAGAGGAGAAAGGUGUCAUCGAUGGUAAGGAUGUGAUCUACCAAAAAAAUAGGAAGGCGGUUGAGAAGCUGAAGCAGAAUCGGAGGAGAUAA